CAACGUCUGAAGGUCGGGUUAAGCGGAUAUUCGGAUGCGCUCAUUAAGCUUGGUCGAUCGUGUAUUUUUUAAAGAUAUCUAUACCAGCAACUCACGUAAUCUCUGCUUAUACGAUGUGGAUAAUGAUGGGGAUAAUGAAUUGAUAAUUGGCUCUUGGGAUUCUGGACCCUUACUGGAAAAUGGAGAAGCCAAUGCAGCAAAUAGUGAGGGUUCCGUCCAUGUACUAAAGUAUAGGAAGGUAUGGAAGGCAUCUUAUCAUCUUGGCAUGGUUUCGUGUGUUACGGCAGGUAGUAUAUACAAACCCGAUGAAACAUGGAUCAUAGCUUUGUGCGCUGAUUCACAUUGCUAUGCAUUUGAUGCUUGUGCUCUCGCUCCAGAAUCUGAAAAUAUUUCAAGUAAAUCUAAACAAAAAGUUAACGUUCAUGGUUCUUCAAAGCCUGAUCAAACUAUCAAAGCAGAAAUUGAUACAUUAAAAAUGGUUCAUCAUCAAGAAUUAGCUUACAAUGCCAAAGAUGUCUGUAUAUUUAAUGAAGGAGAAAUUGCAGUAGCUCAUUCUGAUCGUGUUGUUCGAUUAUAUUCAUGGUGUUCAUUUAAACCAACUGAUGAUAAAUCUAAAACAUCAUCAAACAAAGUAUCAAAUUUAGGAGAAUUUAUCCUAUUAAUAAAAUGGGAAUUAGCUGGUCAGGUCAACCGAAUCGAUACAUGCCUAACACAGGAAUAUGGUCUUAUUCUUAUUGCUUCACAGCCAAGUGGAGGAUUUGCACAUUUACAUCGAAAAUUUGAAAAAUAUCACGAUAUAGUUGCACCAACAUUAACCUAUUAUCCUCCACGUGUAACAAGUUCUAAUAAUUUAGAAACACGUACAUGGCUUAUUGGUAAUGUGAAACAUUCAAAUUGUCAUAAUAACAAUACUACUACUACUACUACUAUUAACUCAAAUAAGACAUCAUGUUUACUUUGUUUAUGUACGGCUGAUGGAAAUAUGCGACUUGUCGAUCCAACAAUACAUGGUAAUGAUAAUGAGGAAUUAAUUAUAUGGUCAAUUCAAGUGCAUACACGUAGUGAAUUAUUUGCUUUGUGUAAAAUGAAAUUAACUGACGUUCAUGUCAAGCAUUUACAGCUGGUUUAUAUGCUAUAGAACCUGGUCGAAAUUCACCUGUAUUAAUCUAUUCAACAUUUGAUCGUAAUACAUUAAUUUAUUAUAAUUUAUGCUUAAAUAAUGUUGCUGCACAAAGUUUACAUAGUACCAUAUUAAAUGAUCAUAUAUUAGUGAAGAAAUUCCAAUCAAAAAAUGUUGAUCCAUAUGACUCUGCACAAUUAUCCAAAGCACUUCAUUAUAUCUUAUACGAUUUACCUAAACAAGAAACUCAUCCAUUACAAUGAGCUCAGUUGGGAAUAUCCAAAUAUGUUGUGUUUUUUUUUGUUCAAAUGAAAUAACAUAAACUCAGUAUUACUUUGUGAUAUUUCAGUUUAAUAAUUAAAUUACCUUCAAUUUAUUCAACUGAAACAAGCAUGUUUAUGUAUUGUAUUGACUUUCUACAAUAUGUAUGAUGAUGAGUUCUUUUCUAAAAAAAAAACAAAAUUGAUUCAAGCUUCUUUAUAUACAAUGAAAUUUCUUGAAUGAUUUAUCAUUCUAAAUGAAAACCUGCUUACAAACAGUGACCACUUCAUCAGUAUUAAUUCAUGAAUUACAAUGCUGUUAAAGGUACGAGGGCGGUUAUCAUUUCCCGGUUGCUCACACUGUGGAAGGGUUCUUCUAGAGGUACCUGAAAAGGAAAUAUGGUUAGAAGUGAUCUCAGUGACCUGAGAGCGUGACCGUAGUGCAUAAGAGACAACUGCUUGAAGUCGGUCACACAAUUUUUUUGCGAGUAAUUUUCGUGUUACCUCCGUACUUGUUGAGACCUUACCGCCGGCGACAGAUAUUCGUGGGAUAAGGCGAGAUGUGCAUUUCUAAGGUCGACCUUUUCUAACGCCAACCUUCCUUUGUGGGAAGAUAGCAUCACUGUUAUGCUUGUUGUCUGAAGGGAACACCUUACUGCUGUCACAUCUCUGUACAGUCAGCAGUACGACUUCGCCUUCAGACUUUGGGUUUGUUGCCUUUAGUCUUACCGCUCUUGAACCGACCUGUCUGGCAUGAUAGAACCUUGAGGAACGAUUGUUCCAGUCAGUAUAGCUUGAUUGGUCAUCACGAUAGGUAAGCGCGACCACCACAUCAUGGUAGAAACAAUACUAAAUAUCUUAGGGUAUACAUACAUUGUGGGAAAUCUCAAUAUCGAUGCUCACAUAGUAGCUUAUGAUAAAUAUGACUGACACACAUAGGUGAAAUUAGUCCUAUUGAUGAUCACGAUAAACAUCAAAU
Molecule: messenger RNA, 2359 nt
Organism: Schistosoma curassoni
Lineage: Eukaryota; Metazoa; Platyhelminthes; Trematoda; Strigeidida; Schistosomatidae
Source: the annotation of a GenBank genome assembly